AUGUCUGAUUUUCACGAAGCAACAUUUACAUGGCCGGCGGGUCCUUCAAAAGUCGUGGUCACGGGUCCAUUCGACGGCUGGUCUGGCUCGACCAUCUUGACCAAGUCGAACGACGGCUUCUCUGUUGUGGUCAAAUUGCCGUGGAACGAGAAAGUACCCUACAAAUUCAUCGUCGACGGCCAGUGGACCGUAGCCGCCUCGGAACCCACCGAACGCGACGGCAGUGGUAACAUUAACAACAUCUAUACGUCUCCAACAAAGCCUAUUGUACAAGAAGUCAAAGAUACUGCAUCGGAUCUUGCAGACUCUGCCUUGGCCACCAAAGGUGCACCGACCAUUACAUCCUAUGUCGCCUCUGGCCUUGGCGCAGCCAUUGCGUCCGUGACCGGCUAUGACCCUAUCAAUCCUCAACAGAUUCCCGUCGAAGAGGCAAAGACUGUUUCUGAACCUGAUGCGACAAAGGCAGAACCCGCUCCAACCGUUGAAACCGUGUCGGAUCCAAUCCCCGUCAAGGCGGAAGCCCCCGUGGCUACUGAUGAAUCGAAGCCCCUUGAAGCCGUCAGUACCUCAGCGUCAGCGGCUGUUUCGCAAACGACUGCCGCCAUCUCAGAUACGGUACAAAAGGUUCAAGAAACUGUCACAAGUGGCACAGAGGCCGUCACCAAAUCAGAAGUCAAUGGUGUAGUGGUGGACAAGGCUCCCGAACCGUACAAAGAGGCCAAGACUGACGAGCCAGUGCUCGUGGUUGAUGCGCCUGAGCCGUAUAAAGAGGCCAAUGGCACACUCCCCGCAGAGAAACUCGAAGAGGCUCCUCCCUCGGCUACGGAGACAACCAGCGCGUCUGCCGCGUCCAAGGAUGAGUCUACAACCACCGAGACGAAGAAAGACGGGCCGUCGGCAGCAGCUGAGGAGAAAAAGGAAGAAACCAAAGAUGCAACUCCACGCGCGUCAACGACUUCACCACCGCGUACCUCCACUCAGGCCACGACAUCUCCACCGACGACACCAAAGAAGAUGCGCUUCCCCGGUCGACGAAGUUCCGAGGCACAUUCGUUGACCGGUAGCGAGUCGGCGGAUUCGCCAAACGCCAAACGCAAGAAACGCGAGUCGUUCUUUGGAAAGAUCAAGCACGCAUUCUCUGGAUCGCCGGAGAAGAAGAAGGGGAGCAAAGUGGUGUCAGAGGCGUCUUAG
Molecule: messenger RNA, 1191 nt
Organism: Serendipita indica DSM 11827
Lineage: Eukaryota; Fungi; Basidiomycota; Agaricomycetes; Sebacinales; Serendipitaceae
Source: the annotation of a GenBank genome assembly